Molecule: messenger RNA, 1131 nt
Organism: Condylura cristata (star-nosed mole)
Lineage: Eukaryota; Metazoa; Chordata; Mammalia; Eulipotyphla; Talpidae
Gene: ADAT3
Product: adenosine deaminase, tRNA-specific 3
Exons: 2
Coding region: 58-1113 (351 amino acids)
Cellular component (GO): nucleus; cytoplasm
Molecular function (GO): tRNA-specific adenosine-34 deaminase activity
Source: RefSeq, a predicted model, not a curated record
AAGACUUGCUGAGUCGCCGCGUUCGCGCCGGUCUUCCCAGUCGGAGCCCUGCCCAGGAUGGACCCCACGCCAGGCAUUGUGGAGCGGCUUGGGGAGGAGAAGGCUGGAAGCCCAGACCCAAAGUCUGCAGCCUGGCGCGUCACCCCUGUGCUCUCCGAGCGGCAGUCCCGGGACAUCCAGUUGGUGCUGGCCUAUGCAGCGCCCAUCCUGGACACACGCCAGACCUCGCGCCUCCUCAAGGAGGUGUCAGCUGUCCACCCGCUGCCUGCCCAGCCGCACCUUAAGAGGGUGCGGCCAAACCAGGAUGCCAGUCGCCCCCACACGCUGGAGAUGCUGCUGUGUCUGGCGGGGUCGGCCGGGGGCACACCCUCACUGGCCGAGCUCCUCCCGCAACCGGCUGUUGACCCUCGAGGCCUGGGGCCGCCCUUCCUGGUGCCCGUGCCUGCCUGGCCGCCACUGACCAGGGACCAGUUCGAGGAGGCACGGGCCCACUGGCCCACAUCCUUCCACGAAGACAAGCAGGUGACCCGCGCCCUGGCCGGACAGCUCUUCUCUGUGCAGGAGCGGGCUGCGAUGCAGGGCCACAUGGAGCGAGCCGUGCGGGUGGCCCAGCAGGCCGCCGCCAGAGGCCUGAGGGCCGUCGGGGCGGUGGUGGUAGACCCGGCCUCGGGGUGCGUGCUGGCCACAGGCCAUGACUGCAGCAGCGCAGCCAGCCCCCUGCUGCACGCCACCAUGGUGUGCAUUGACCUGGUGGCCCAGGGCCAGGGCCGUGGUGCCUACGACCUGGGACCUCAUCCUACCUGCUCCUUUGCCCCGGCUGCCACCUCCCAGGCGGUUCGGGUGGGCACUGUGCGCAAGCUGGACGCCGACGAGGACAGCCUCCCCUACGUGUGCACCGGCUACGACCUCUACAUCACCCGCGAGCCCUGUGCCAUGUGUGCCAUGGCCCUGGUGCACUCCCGCGUGCAGCGAGUCUUCUACGGGGCCCCCUCGCCUGACGGCGCCCUGGGUACCCGCUUCCGCAUCCACGCACGGCCCGACCUCAACCACCGCUUCCAAGUGUUCUGCGGUGUGCUAGAGGCCCAGUGCCGCCGGCUGGACCCCGAUGUGUAGGGCUGUGCCCGCUGGGGU